AUGGAUAUACGAAUGGAAGAUAUUCGUGUAAUCGUUGCCAUAGAUUUUGGAACGACAAAUUCUGGAUUUGCUUUUGUGCACAAAGAAAAUCAAAAUGAUCCAAAUGCAAUAGACAUAAAUAAAAUAUGGCCAGGUGACGAGAGUGGUUUAAAUGCAAAAACUCCUACGGUACUUCAAUAUGAUUCGAAGUAUAAAAAUGUGACAGCUUGGGGUGCAAGAGCCUUGGAUCAAGAUAAACCUUGGUUACCGCCUCAAUUAAAUUACAAACAAGCAAUCAAAGAUUAUCUAACUGAAAUGAGAAAAUUGAUUGAAAAAAGGCUUACAACUUGGAAUAAUAUGGUUAAAUUCCCUGAUCAAGUCAGAAUUGUGUUGACUAUUCCGGCAGAAUGGCCUCCACAUACUACUGGAGUAAUGCGUGAAUGUGCAUAUAAAGCCGGUUUAUUGAGUAAAUUAUCUUCAAACAAUCUAGAAUUUACAACUGAACCUGAGGCUGCUGCUCUACAUUGUCUUAAUGUUGUCAAAACGCAUAAUUUAAAAUCAGGAGAUUCUUUCUGUGUAGUAGAUUGUGGGGGUGGUACAGUUGACAUAACAAUUCGUAAAUUACUCGAAAAGGAUGUAUUAGGCGAAAUAACCGAAAGAAUUGGUUACCCUUGUGGAAGUACAUUUGUGGACAAAGAAUUUCUCAAAUUUAUUGGUGGAAAAGUUGGAUUACAUGCUUUUUCAGAGUUAAAAACGAACCAUUAUAACCAAAUACAAUAUUUACUACAAGAAUUCUUUUUUCGCAGAAUCAAACGCAAAUUUAAUGGAAAGCAAUCAGAAUGGAAGACUAUUAAAUUGAAUUUAUUGAAAUAUUGCUCUAAGUUGCAAGAUUAUGUUACUGGCGAUCGAAAAACUGAAAUGGAAAAUGCCGGAUGGACCGUCAAAAUAGAUUUCCCUUCUGUCAAGGAAAUGUUUGAUCCCGUUGUCAACAAAAUUCUCGAAAUGAUUUCAGAUCAAUUAAAGGCUUCUAAAGAAAAGUGCUCAGCUAUAUUUUUGGUUGGAGGGUUUUCAGAAUCAUCCUAUCUGGUUGAAAAAGUUAAGGAAAAUUUUAGAUUUCAAGUAGACAGUAUUGGCGUUCCGACAAGUGCCAUUUCAGCAGUAGUUCAAGGCGGCUUAUAUUAUGGACUUAAUGUUAAUACAGUUAAAACACGUGUUCUUAAAUGGACUUUCGGAAUAGAAGUAGCAAGAGAAUGGGUUUCUGGAAAAGAUAAAAAGACAAGAAGAUCAUCAGAUGGAUUGAUUUAUACUUUUGAGUGCCUUGCAAAGCGCGGGUCAAAAGUUGAUGUUAACGAACCAUUCACUAAAAUUUUCUAUCCGGUUCGAGCAAAUCAGGAAGUAUUAGCUUUUAAAAUUUAUUGUACUAAAAGCGCAGAUGGAAAAUUUUGUGAUGACCAAGGAAUGAAAUACGUAAAAACCUUGAAAAUUAAUAUAAAAGAUGUCCAUAACGGCCGCAACCGACCAAUAGAAUUUUCAUUAACUUUUGGUCAAUUAGAAUGCAAAGCAGCGGCAAAAAAUAAUAGAACUGGGCACUUAUAUAAAGAAAUAUCUUUCGUUAUGGAAGAAUAA
Messenger RNA from Cetraspora pellucida, 1605 nucleotides. Lineage: Eukaryota; Fungi; Glomeromycota; Glomeromycetes; Diversisporales; Gigasporaceae. The record is from the annotation of a GenBank genome assembly.